Molecule: messenger RNA, 2010 nt
Organism: Trichoderma citrinoviride
Lineage: Eukaryota; Fungi; Ascomycota; Sordariomycetes; Hypocreales; Hypocreaceae
Product: glycosyltransferase family 59 protein
Exons: 5
Coding region: 1-2010 (669 amino acids)
Biological process (GO): protein N-linked glycosylation; dolichol-linked oligosaccharide biosynthetic process
Cellular component (GO): endoplasmic reticulum
Molecular function (GO): dolichyl pyrophosphate Glc2Man9GlcNAc2 alpha-1,2-glucosyltransferase activity
Source: RefSeq, a predicted model, not a curated record
AUGACCUUGCUAACAAGCAGCGGAAGUCCUUCUGGCGGUCUGGGUCUCUUUUUCACCGUUUCCCUCACUGCAGCGGCUUUUCUAUGGCUGGGCCUGGUAUCUGAAAUCGUCCCCGAGCCGUAUCUGGAUGAAGUCUUUCAUAUCCCUCAAGCCCAAAGAUACUGCCAAGGCAAGUUCCUAGAAUGGGACAACAAAAUCACCACACCCCCAGGACUAUACUGGGUCUCCAUCUUGAUCCCCCAAGCGGCCAAGAUGAGCGGCCUCCUAUCCUCCUACACAUGCGACCCCAAGACCCUCCGCGUCACAAACGCACUCGGCAUCCUCGUCCUGGCCUACUUCGCCCUACAAUGCCGGAAGGAAAUCGAAGCACGCCUGCACCAAGCGCAUUCACCCCUUCGCUUAAACGGCACAUCACAGUACGCCAUGCACACGGCGUUCAACAUCGCGCUGUUCCCCUUGCUGUUCUUCUUUUCGGGGCUGUACUACACGGACGUGGUGUCUACCGCCGUUGUGCUUGCGUCGUUUCUGAACCAUUCGCGUCGAGUGGCAAGGUCUCAAAGUUCGCUUGUUAGUGAUCUUGUGACGAUCCGGCUGGGGCUCUUCGCUCUUACUAUGAGGCAGACGAAUGUGUUUUGGGUGGUUGUCUUUAUGGGCGGGCUGGAGGCUGUUCAUGCGGUCAAGACGUUGCGGCCAGAGGCUGUCAAGCGGCCGUUGAUGACGACGUUGUCGGAGCAGUUGCUGUUUGUCGUCAAGAGGUGGUCUGUUGGACAUGUGCAUGACUUGCCGCUGCACAUGGCGUAUCCCGAGGACAUGCUAUUCACUGCCGUCAGUCUCGUAAUAGCAGCCCUCUGCAAUCCUAUCCGUGUAUUGAGACAGACAUGGCCAUACGUCUUCGUCUUGGGCGCCUUUGGCGGGUUCGUAGGAUGGAACGGGGGCGUUGUUCUCGGAGACAAGUCGAACCAUGUCGCGACCAUUCAUAUCCCCCAGAUGCUCUACAUCUGGGCGUUUUUCGGCUUCUUUUCGCUGCCGCUCUUCCUCCCCUACGCGAUCCUGGGAAUAGAUGUCGUCCGAAGCCUAUUCGUUCCGCAGAGGAAUGGCGCUACAAAGGCACCUGACAAGACGAGUGCAACAACUUCCUCGAACACAGCACCCCAACGAGGGAUCUCGCUCCCGCUCAAGAUCUUCAGCACCAUCUUCACCAACCAUCUACUCUGGCCAAUAUAUCUAGUCUCGACAUUCAUCCUCUCCGCCGUCAUCGUCCGCUUCAACACCAUCAUCCACCCCUUCACCCUCGCCGACAACAGACACUACAUGUUCUACGUCUUCCGAUACACGAUCCGCCGCGCCCCCUGGAUCCGGUACUUUCUCAUUCUCCCGUAUACGCUCAGCCGCUGGCUCGUAUGGGGUACUCUAUCCGGCUGCUGCUCGACCCGGACCUCGACGGGAGCUUGUUCGGCAUACUAUGGCUCGUCGUCGUCGCGCCCAUCGCCAUUCUCCUGCGAUCCAUUUACGCUCGCAACCACCAACGACUCUGGCGACAAACAAACCCCCGACCCUGAGCCAGCGCCGACACAGAAAGAUGUAGAGGAGAAAUCCGCGCAGGACCCCCUCCUGUUCUCAAAAGAACCCGUAUCGACAUCCACAGGCCUCAUCUUCCUCCUCGCGACAACCCUCUCGCUCGUCACCGCGCCGCUCGUCGAGCCUCGGUAUUUCAUCAUCCCGUGGGUCAUAUGGCGGCUGCUCGUUCCCGCAUGGCGACUGCACGACCACCAGGCCGCGGGAAAUAGCUUGUUCAACAACAACAACGACAACGACGCUCCAACAUUGUCUGUCUGGGGCAGGGUUAUCAGUUUCUGUCGGGUGUACGAUGUGAGACUUGUCUUGGAGACGGUUUGGUUCAUUGCGAUUAACGUCGUCACUGGCUACAUCUUCCUCUUCAAGCCAUAUGUUUGGAGGGCUGAGGACGGGAGUAUCCUCGAUGAAGGGAGACUACAGCGAUUCAUGUGGUAG